Molecule: messenger RNA, 673 nt
Organism: Mycotypha africana
Lineage: Eukaryota; Fungi; Mucoromycota; Mucoromycetes; Mucorales; Mycotyphaceae
Exons: 4
Coding region: 1-543 (180 amino acids)
Source: RefSeq, a predicted model, not a curated record
AUGUUUAAAUUCCUAAUCCUUCAAUUAUGCGUUUUGAUCGCCUUUGUCAGUGCUGGCAAAACCGAGCAAAAGAAUGCAGUUGAUAUUGAAUCGCCUUUUCCUGGUGAUGUGUUCGUUGCUGGUUCUUCUAUGCCUGUUAUACUUAAUUUCAACUUCCUAGCGACAGCUCUUAAAAUGGAUGUGUCCAUAUACUUUAAGAACCUCACCAUGAAUCUUGAAAUAGCAAAAUCGGUGGAUACCAGAAGUACCGGCAGAAAACAAAUCGACUUUGUUAUUCCUAACACUGUAUCAUCAGGGGACUACCGGGUUGAAUUCGUCGAUGCCGUAAAUAAACUCAACUUUGAUAUUCCUAUUCUUGUUCUUGAGGCGGCUGAACCAUCAUCUGCAAACCCAACUGGUGGAAAAGAUGCUGCUGUAGCUGCUGCCAACACUGCCAAUGAAGCAAAUCAUAAAGCCUUAGGUGCUGCGCCAAGUCUCUCCGCAGUUAGUGCCAUCAAAAUUGCUCUUUCUGUUUCAUUGCUUGUUGCUUAUAUGCAGUUUUAAAAAGAUCCGAAAAGUAGCGUUCUGACUUUUUUGAAAUACAAUAAUAUGUAAAAGGAAGGGUACAACUGAUUUACAGAAUAAAUAAAUCCCUGGUAAUUACGCUCUUUUGGUUUCUAAAAACGUUGACAAG